CUUUUUCGCCAAAUUUACAAUCACAUCCAAUUCAGUUGGUGGCUGACAAUUGCGGUGAAGAGUUACAUUUUGCGUCAUCAUCCUCCUUGUUCUGUUUGGGGGGUGGCAGCAAAUGCACAGUGUGUAUGUGUGGCGACAUUUUGGCAAUGAUGACCAAACGGCUGAGGAGCCACAAUCCCACGGCCACAGAUACGUGCUUCAAUGGAUUUUCGAACAAUGAACCGCGAGAAUGUACCGAGAGUGAUGCUGUGUUGAAAAUGGUGCCAACGGACAAAUCAACAAGUCAAGAGUGUGCCAAAGUGUGCCACCCACAGCCUGAGAUUAGCGCGACGGUGCAACCACCCACGGGGAAUAGCAAUGGCGCGGACGAUGGUGGACGCAAGAGGAAGCACGAGGAGUGCGAUGGAAAUGAAGCCAACAAUAACUGCACCGAUGAUUGCUCCGGUGGUGGCAAGAAGAUUAAAUAUGAUACCCACAGAGAAAAGAUGAUUGAGUUGUACCAACCGUGGGUCCUAAAGACGUAUGGUGACUUAGCUAAAACAAAGACAAUCACAUUGCGUAAGCAGGCGAGGAUAAUUAAGACCCUCUCUGGGCAGGAAACCAACAAUCCGGACAGCUCCAAAUUUAGGUUUUGGGUAAAGGCGAAAGGUUUCACAACUGAGCGCCCAGUUGACUUCAAAGGAGAUCUCAACUUGAAUAAGGACCUGGUGGAGAAGCCCAACAAGCAUUGCUUACUCUAUGUCCCAAAUUUCACAAAGGAAGCUCCUCAGCUAUUUAGACGCGUAGCAAUAGUUGAACUAUUUUUCGACAUAAUUUUUGGCGUUCAUGUUGGCCUGGGCGGACGUUCUGGUAGGCAUGCUGGGCAGAAGCGAACAUACCGAACUAUUACAGAGUCGUAUGCAUUCCUACCCCGGGAGGCCGUCACAAAAUUCCUCUCUGGCUGCGUGGUGUGCAAAAAGCUCCCAACGCCAUACUCCCCGUUGCGCCUGGAUGAUGCCGAGAGUCCCAGUGAAUGUGACAGUCCUCACCAAUCAGCGACAAAUUCGUCCGGCAAUCGAUUAUUAAUUAACAAUCAGGCAGUUGGGUCAGAGAAGCGAGAGAAUCGCGAUGUGGCUGAAAGUGAAACGGAUGCACGGCCCGAGCAGAAAUCAACCAAUUCGUCAAGUGCAGUUCAACAGCCUAUUGAUUGGGAGGAGAGAAUUUUGGUGGAAUACAACAAAGUCAAAUCGGAUCAACAGGGGAAAAACCACACGGGCCCGGACAAAGACACUCAACUACCCAAUCCCGCCAAUAUUGCCAAUGGGAUGACUAACAUGAUGGACCACUUCAGCAUCACUGGGAGCCAACUAUACGAAUACUAUCAUCUCCUGAAAGCAUUUUACGAUACCUCAAACCGACCAAAAACACCCUCCUCAGCCACCUUCGUGGCCGAGCAGAGCGACAAUUUGAGGACAUCCCGUGAAAAUCAUCUCCCCAUGAAACCACCCACCACCACCGUCACCGCCGCAAAUGCAGAUAAAGACCCCAAGAGCGGUGCAUUAAAUUCCCUAGCACUAGCACUACUGCUGCCUAAUGAAAAAAUCACAACUGAAAUGAAAAAUCCCUGCAAAACCACACCACCGAAGAAGCGCUACAACAACUACCCUCAGAAUGGAAAUGAAAAUAAUCAAUGCACAUCCCUAGCUGGCAAAGAGGCUGACAAAUCAUCUGCAUUGAAAAGUAGUAGCACAAAGAUCUCAACUACAAACAUUAUGGCUACAGUUCGAUCAAAUGAUCCCAUUACAUCCACCUACUUAAAACUAACCCGAAGUAUGGGGCUGAGUGAUGAAGAUGCCCUCAGAAUUGAUGAUUUGGAAACCCCAACAAUUGCAACAACAUCUGCUGGUGGUUCAACAUCAACCACAACUACAACUAAUCCAGAUCAAGCUGAGGCAGCUCAUACUGAUGACCCGUAUUCCGGACUUAUGAAAGAUGCCGAUAAACUAAAAUUAAUGCUUUUAGCGUGGAAUUAUCAAAAUUCCAAUGCAGCUCGCAAUGGGACAGAAGGACCCGAUUUGGGUAUGGUGGGUGGACUUUGGGCACAAUAUCAAAAUGCACUUGCAAUGAAUGGGAAACAAUUGUCGCCAAGUGGACGAGUGGACCCAUCGAGUCCGGUUGAAAAUCAGGACGAGACCAAUUCGUCGGGCCAAAAGGACGAUGAUGAACUCUCCGAGGACGAUUCAGAGGACCGAAUUGAUGCAAAUGCCCAAGAUCCUGAACGUCUCAAGGCAUUCAAUAUGUUUGUUCGACUAUUUGUGGAUGAAAAUUUGGAUCGUAUGAUACCAAUUUCGAAGCAACCCAAAGAGAAAAUUCAAGCCAUCAUUGAUUCAUGUACGCGACAAUUUCCCGAAUUUGCUGAACGUUCACGCAAAAGAAUAAGGACAUACCUCAAGUCUUGUCGUCGCAAUAAGAAGACACGCGAUGGUUGGGAGAAUACGUCACGACCAACCCCGGCACAUUUGACAUCAGUCCAAGCGGAACAGAUAUUGGCAUUAGCAUGUGAAAAUGAAAGUAUGAAUGCAAAACGGAUGCGUUUGGGGCUUGAACCGAUUAGUCAGAAUGUAACGCCCACCGUGAAUACGACCGUUGACACGACAAUAGCUAACUACUCAAUCAUGAAACCUACGGAAAGUGAUGCCAUAAACACGCCAUCAGCAUCUAUGAAGACAACUGCACCAGCAACAAGUGUCACAGAAACUAAGACCAUAAACACAACACAGAGUGAGAAUGGAAUCAGUACAAAUUCCCUUUAUCGUGCAGACUAUAGUAAUAAUUCCAACACCUACAAUGCACGGACAAAUAAUUAUCAGAAUUUCUUCAACAACAACACGCAGUCUAAUGUUCCCACGGAUUUGUCAAUGAAACAACCCCAGAGACCGCCAAUUCUGUCGCACAAGCUAAAUCCAACGGAAAUGAAUGCUGUCCGUCAAUUGGUGACCGGCUACAGGGAAAGUGCAGCCUUCCUCCUGCGCUCAGCCGAUGAAUUGGAGCAACUUUUGCUGCAGCAGCAACAAUAAGCAAGAAGCUCUCAAAAUUCGCCAGUUUAAUACAGAAAAAAAAAGAAAAAUGUUUGCACACAACAACCAUUAAAAAGUAGAAAAGAAAAAAAAAUACCUUUUACACAUUUACGUUACGAUUACACUCAAAGAAGAAAAAUUUUGACAACGGGUAUUAAUUAACGAAGGAAAGAAAAAGUGAAGAAUUAGAUUAUUAAUAAUGUAAACUCGUAAAAAAUACUUCUCUAUGAAUAAUAUAUAGAAACUUUAUAUUUAUUUAUUUAUGUGUUUAAUUAGUUGUUGCUUUUUGAGUCUCAAAGUGAGAAUUUUUAAAUUUAUUUUGCAUAAAAAAUGUACAAAAGAAUUCCUAACGAAAAAUCUUGAGAAAAAAAUUUCUUUUCAAUAAAAACGAUUUUAUGACAUUUUUAAAUAAAUUUUCUUUUAACUGUAAACUGUUUAAUUAUUCAAUUUUUUCUUUAAAAACAAAUCCAAAAGAUUCGUUAACCGAAACAAUCUUUAAGUGUAACAGUUGUCAGGUUCGAAACAUCACUGUACUCCAGAUUUAUGUUAAAAUAAAUUAAAAAGAAAAAGAAAAUGAUGUAAAAAUAUUCUAAUAAUAUAUAAGAAAUGUAAAAUUUUCCAAGUACAAUUUAAACAAAAAUAUAUUUGCUAAGUUCCUAUGUAAUGAAAAAUCUUAUGCACCCCUCAUAGAUGUCAGAAAGUAAAGUUUUCUGUAUACGAUAUAUCGCUGUUUUCACACCACUCUGGAAUUCUUUUGUAUCUAUCCCGAAAAUGUUUCAAAAAUUUGCAAAAAUGUGCAUAAAUGAGAUUUUUGAUUAAAGAAUAAAAAAAACGACAAAAAAUAUAUUUGUAAUAUGAUACAGGGUGAUAAUUUCUCAUUGAGUAAAAUUGUAAAAUGUAGUGCCAUUUAGUUUUGAAACUGUUUUCCGCAUUUUCAUUUUUGUAGGAAUUUCGAGAAAAAAAUAUUCGCCAAAGAAAUAUCUUUGAUAGUUACCAGUGAACAAAAAAAAUGGCUACACUAUUUUUCUAUGUAUAAUUACUGUAUUAGUUUAUAAAUUAUAUUAAAAAAAAAAUAAAAGAAAGAUUAGAGAUUAUAAAAAAACAUAUUUAAAUGAUGAUAAAAAUGUAAUAUAAAAAAAAAUUAAAAAGUUAUAGCAGGAAAAAUUAAAAUAUUUGAAAUGCCAAUGAAAAUAAAACUUGAACUUUUCAAAUAUAGAUGGAA
Messenger RNA from Lutzomyia longipalpis, 4278 nucleotides. RefSeq lists its product as uncharacterized. The transcript has 13 exons. NCBI's taxonomy places the organism in Eukaryota, Metazoa, Arthropoda, Insecta, Diptera, Psychodidae. The coding region runs from base 126 to 3056 and encodes 976 amino acids. The record is from RefSeq and is a predicted model, not a curated record.